AUGGCACCUCAUGCCACCGUAUAUGUGGUGGUGCCAGAGGGACCCAAGGGUCUGGGAACGCCCAAGUAUUUCAGAGGCCAAGGCGGAAUAAGUGAGAGCCGGUUGUCUGCACCUGGGGAGGAAGAAACACUGGCAGAAUGGCAACGCCUCCGCGACAUCAGACCUCAUCAGAAUGAACAAAGCAUCGCCUUCGAGGACCUCUUUGACGUACUGACGGUAGGAUUCCCCGACGACGAGCACAGCUGGCGAAGGUCGGCGUGGUCGCGCAUAGAUCCUCGUGGGCGUUCACCGGCGCGGCGCGUCUGGAUAUACGAACUUGCAACGUCCCCAAACAUGCUGGUCCAAGCCCCCCCAGACGGCCGUAGCAAUGAGAUUGCAUUUACGCAGACUCUCGGGGGCACGGUCUGGUCACAGGUGUCGCGGUUCACUGAAAUAAGCCUAUCUCACCCGACAAUCAGGGACGGGGCAGCGAGGCUCACUGGCCAAGAUGCGUGGUAUCCGGACUGGAUGAACUCGGUGGAGGUGUCGUGGAUGCUGAACCCUGACUAUGACAGCAGAUGGGAGGCAUAUGGUGCUACCCAAGGAAUCCCUUCCGGCGUCUUCAAUCAGGCCCCCGAAGGCAUGACGCGUGUUGAGCUGGCGACGGACAUCAUGGCGCUCGUGACAAGCAGCCGGCUGCUUCCUGAUCUGCGGAGGCGCCAGACACUGCGAGAGUUGCUCGACUGGGAUACCGAUAGAGAGCCCGAGCGGAACUUCCCUCUUCUUCGUCAUGCGCAACCUCUCAGGCUCGAAGCCGCAGCACUGCCGCUGAUCGACUGGUCUCUGGUCCAGAUCCCGCCCGAAGUCCAGCUGGCGUUGGCAUCGGGGCUCGCAACGGCCGCCCAGUGCGCCGCGGCGUUGCAGCCAUUCAGGAACUUCUUCCUGAGGGGACCAAAGGGACCAAAGGGCAGGAGGGAGGUGCAGGCAGAUGCUUGCGACGAAAUAGCCGGCCUGAUCAAAAGCAACUCCAACGUGCCUCCAGGAUGCCGCAAAAUCAAGAAGGUCGAGCUCGAAAUAGCCUUGUCCGACGACUUUUGGGCCGGGACCUUCGACAUAGUUGGCGGUACUCUCAGCGGCACGGCUGGCAAGGCGGAAUUCGUCUUUGGAGACGCCCCGGACCGAGGGACAGAAAAGAAGAUUGCUGUGGACAUGCAAACGGCCUUCGGGUCGGAGGAGAUCGAUAUUGGCGGUAUUGACAAGAUUGACAUCACGGUCGAGGGAGACUUCUGGCGAUGGACCCCCCUUCGGAAUGACCAGUUCAAGAUCAAGGACAUUACCCUCCGCGCGCAGUGCGCUGAUCCUGCCUUCCAGGCUCAGAAUAACAAGUAUCUCGGUCUUAAUAGUUUGUACCGCCAUCCCGGCGGUUGGUCCUUUAGCCGUUUGAAAAAGAAGACUGUCGGAACGUUGCAUAUAAGCACUGCAGAUUGGUCAUUUGUCCCUCCUUGCAGCAUCAUCAAGAGCCUGAGCUAUGACUUCCGGAUAGCAAAUGUUUGGGGUGGGGGGACCAACGACGACAUCUACUUGACUCUUGGUUCAGGCAAGCAGAUAUUCCUUGCCAGCGAUCCAGGUGCGGGCUUCCACAAGAAUGGCGAGAUUAACCUGAAAGAUACCUUUGGCAACGACACCAUAAACAUUCGUGACUUUGGCAGAGUCGCCCUGGAGGACAAGGAGGGCGAAGCGUGGUUCAGUGGCGACAAGUGGACGUUUGAAGGCAUUACAUUCUCCGCAACUUGCGCAGAUUUCCCGAAACGAAUGCAGCUAAAGAAGUUUGAAUCGGUCAAUCAGGGGGUCCAGUAUCGUCAAGAGGGCGUGCCGACUUGGACUGGCGACAUUAGCCCGGAGGACUGGCAGGAGCUGGCUUGA
Molecule: messenger RNA, 1902 nt
Organism: Metarhizium album ARSEF 1941
Lineage: Eukaryota; Fungi; Ascomycota; Sordariomycetes; Hypocreales; Clavicipitaceae
Exons: 4
Coding region: 1-1902 (633 amino acids)
Source: RefSeq, a predicted model, not a curated record